UGGCGAGAUUGAGCCGUUGGAAACUUUGGAACGCCGAUGCUCCGUCGGAUGAGAUCUCUCGCUCCCUCCUCCUCCCCCGAUUUCCCGGGUUUGAUUCACCCAACCUCUCCCUCUCUCUCUAUUCCUGCUGCGUUCCCACUCGGAGCCCGUGGUCGACGCGACGAACGGCCACUCUUUCUUCCCCCAACCAGGAAGACCGAGAGACUGCCAUACUUCGUCUUUCUCUCUCGCGCUCUUCUCGGGGAUGGCGGUCGAAGGAGGAGCCCAAAGGCUUAGGACGCGGCGCCUCUCUCUGCUUCUCGUACCGGUGUUCCUCGUCGGCAGCGUGGUUCUUGGAGAGGAUCAUUCGUCGUCGUCAGGAGGAGGGGAGCGAGACCUUUACGCGUCGAAGCUGUCGGGGAUCAUCAUACCCGGGUUCGCGUCGACGCAGCUGAGGGCUUGGUCGGUUCUUGACUGCCCCUACUCCCCCCUCGACUUCAACCCUCUCGACCCCGUCUGGCUCGACACCACCCGAGUUCUUUCUGCUGUAAAUUGUUGGCUUAAGUGCAUGUUGCUGGACCCUUACAAUCAAACUGAUCACCCUGAAUGCAAAUCAAGGCCUGACAGCGGUCUUUCUGCUAUCACAGAACUGGAUCCAGGAUAUAUAACAGGACCUCUUUCUUCCGUUUGGAAAGAAUGGCUUAAAUGGUGCAUUGAAUUUGGAAUCGAGGCUAAUGCAAUUAUCGCUGUUCCAUAUGAUUGGAGGUUAUCAGCAUCAAAGCUUGAGGAGCGAGACCUUUACUUUCACAAACUAAAGUUAACUUUUGAAACUGCACUUAAACUUCGCGGGGGUCCCUCUUUGGUGUUUGCUCAUUCAAUGGGAAACAAUGUUUUCCGCUAUUUCUUAGAGUGGUUAAAACUUGAAAUUGCACCAAAGCGUUACAUCCAAUGGCUUGAUGAACACAUACAUGCCUAUUUUGCUGUUGGAGCUCCUCUUCUUGGUUCUACUGAAUCAGUCAAGGCCACUCUAUUCGGAUUUACAUUUGGUCUUCCAGUUGCCGAGGGAACGGCACGAUUGAUGUAUAAUUCAUUUGGUUCUUCUUUAUGGAUGAUGCCAUUCUCAAAGUACUGUAAAGCAGAUAAUGUCUACUGGAAACAUUUUUUUGAGGAAGGGGAAUAUCGUCGUCAUGCUUACCAUUGUGAUGAAAUAGAAUUUCAAACAAACUACUCUGGUUGGCCGACAGAAAUUAUAAAUAUUGAGCUUCCUUCUAUUCAAGGCUCAGAUGCUUAUCCAUCAAUCUCGGAUGUAGCUCAGGACAUGACUUCUAGCAUGGAAUGUGGAAGACCUAUUCAAUUAUCUUUUUCUGCUAGAGAAGUUUCUGAUGGUACCUUCUUCAAAGCAAUAGAGGACUAUGAUCCGGAUAGCAAAAGACUCCUGCACCAGCUACAGAAGUACUACCAGGAUGACCCAGUGCUGAAUCCUCUAACACCCUGGGAGAGACCUCCACUGAAGAAUGUCUUUUGCAUAUAUGGGAUUGAUUUAAAGACUGAGAUUCAUACCGACCGCACCUAUUGCUUUUCACUCUUCUUGAUACUAUCUCAGUUCGACCAGACUGUAUCAGUGGUAGAUCGUUCCGGGACAAAACUGGUCGGAUACUACUUUGCACCCAGUGGCAAACCAUAUCCUGAUAACUGGAUCAUAACUGAUGUUAUUUAUGAACUUGAAGGAGCCCUGCUUUCAAGAUCUGGUAAUUCAGUCAGCGGGAAUCCUGGAGCUGUGAGUGGGGAUGGAACCGUUUCAUAUAACUCCCUCUCGUGGUGCAAAACCUGGCUUGGUUCCAAAGUAAACAUAACAAGAGCUCCACAGUCUGAACAUGACGGAUCGGAUGUUCAGAUAAGCCUGAAUGUAGAGCAUCAUCAGGAUGAAGACAUAGUUCCAAACAUGACAAGGACUCCCCGUGUCAAGUAUAUAACGUACUAUGAAGAUUCUGAAAGCAUUCCAGGAAGGAGGACAGCAGUUUGGGAACUGGAUAAGGCAAACCACAGAAAUCUUGUUAGAUCUCAAGUUUUAAUGCGUGAGUUAUGGCUUCAAAUGUGGCAUGAUAUACAUCCUGAUGCAAAAUCAAAAUUUGUAACAAAAGCCAGGCGUGGUCCAUUGAGGCAUGCAGACUGUUACUGGGAUUAUGGAAAAGCUCGGUGUGCCUGGCCUGAAUAUUGUGAAUACAGGUAUGCAUUUGGUGAUGUUCACCUUGGGCAGAGCUGCAGGCUGAAGAACUCUUCCACGGACCUCCUCUUGCACUAUCUAUAGAGGUAAGAUCUUCUUUGGAUGGACAGCUUUUUUUGCUUUUCCUUUUUUUCUUCGCAUGUGACUUUUCAACAACACCAGAAUAAUCACUGAAGAGCAAUUGAUCCUACUUGGGUCGGAAAAGGAGACAAAUGAGAUGUACACUACACUAACUGGCAGCUCGCAAAUGUACCAGUUGAUCUUUUUCCUCUCUGAGAACUUUGUUGGCCAAUUCUUGGAACUUUAAUGACAUCCCUGCUGGGCCGCCCUUCGGAACUCGAAAGACAUCAUUGGUUUGCCACAACAGCAGGAAUGGCUUGAGUGCAUGCGUGCAUCGUGCGAGAAGAAUUGCAACAUGUUGUACCUGUGGCAUAAUUAAGCAUACUUAAGCAUCUACAUACACCAAUGUUUUUCUAACCGUAAAAUUGUAAAUUUACUUUAUUAAAUGAGUUUGUAGUUCGCCGCAGACUACCAUCUUC
Phoenix dactylifera (date palm) is the source of this 2742-nucleotide messenger RNA. NCBI's taxonomy places the organism in Eukaryota, Viridiplantae, Streptophyta, Magnoliopsida, Arecales, Arecaceae. The record is from RefSeq and is a predicted model, not a curated record.